Messenger RNA from Phytophthora infestans T30-4, 381 nucleotides. RefSeq lists its product as uncharacterized. The record is from RefSeq and is a predicted model, not a curated record. Bases 1 to 381 code for a protein of 126 amino acids. NCBI's taxonomy places the organism in Eukaryota, Oomycota, Peronosporomycetes, Peronosporales, Peronosporaceae. The transcript is spliced from 2 exons.
AUGGAUGCCAAAGUGUGGGCGAUAUAUGUACGAGAGCUGCUCAACAAGUGUGGACGGCUGGAAACUUGCACGUGCUGGGAGGAGUGCAUCUGCUGGGACGAGUGCAUCUGCUGGGACGAGUGCAUGUGCGAUGGAGAGUGCUGGUGCCUGCAGGAGUGCGUCUGCGUGACACCAAACGAGGACGAUAACGGCGCGAGCGAAUCGAACACUGUGAGCACGGACAACGAGGUCGUAGAUAAAUCGAAGGCAGAGAACAAGGCGGCCAAAAAACGUCUUGCUACAAUACCACGGACGAUCGAGGCGUGGGGGGAGCUUUCAGAAGAAGUCGUAGCGAAAAGCUUCUGGAAAGCUAUUCCGAUGUGCCCGAUAGUUGAAAUAUAA